CACAAAUUAACUAUACAAAUUGUUCAACACUAAUCUAGAAAACUCAAGAAAAUUGAAGCAAAUCACAAAUUAUCCAUAAAUAACAUGAUUAACUGAAAGAUUCUUCCUUUCAAUUAAGUUUCUUCACUCUCCACUCGAUAAUAUAAACUUCAUUCUACACAAUUUUAAAGAAAAAAUUAGACAUGUCUCCACAAACAUAAAUAAGAUUAUUGUUUAGAAUAUUAAAUAUACCGAGAAAAUUAACUAUAUAGGUGUGAGCGGGUACCCAUGGGUCGGGUUUACCUAAACCCAAACCCAACCCAACCCGAUGAAUAGUGAACGGGUUUAAACCCAAACCCGAUCCAAAACCCGUCAACACGGAUUUUACCCGCGUUGACCGGGUUGGGUCGGGUGGGUACCCGUGGGUUCGGGUUUUGUUGCCAUCCCUACAUAUUAUACCUAUAAUCCAAAUUUUUAAAAAAAUGUGACUCAAUGAAAACUUAUCUUUACAAUCGUUACCGAGUCAUAAAUAGUAAAAUAGACCGUUAUUUGUCAAUAGGUAUAACCUUUACUAGGUUUGCACAGUUAAGGAGAUCGACGUUUCCCCCCUUCAUCUAUAUCAUCGAAUCCCCACUUUCUCUCUCCCUAUCUUCCACCAACGGCUUUUUGUAGCGAUUCACGCCACUUCUCUUUCGCCCUCUCUCCCUCUCUUCCGUGCUCUAUAUAAUGGAAACCUGCAGUGGAGUCGUUUCGUUAAUGUAGGAGUCCAAUCCAAGCAACUACUUCAAUUCCCGUGAAAGGAAAAAGGGGGGAAACGUCGGACAAUUGUUUUGCAGCACAGGGUUUUUCCUUCGUUUUGUUGUGGUGGACAGAAUUGGUGUGGUUUAGGCGGGGAUUUUGACCACCCAGAUGCAGCAGAUUGUUAGUCGAUUCUGUUUGCUGCUGGUUAUAUGCUCUGUUGUUGAGUUCCACGAGAGGAUUCUGCGUCUCUUUCUGGGGGUUUUCCUGAUGGAAUGCGCCGCCUGCCUCAAGUUUUUGACUCUGAUCAGCGAUUUCCGUGAUGGGUUCAUUGUGUUUGGUUGUUUCUCUCCGUCUUUCAAUUUCCUGUGGCUUUUUUUGCUUUUCGCCUUUGGGUUGAAGCUGCUCCGGGUCACUUUCUUCGGGAUUGGUCUGCUUCAGUUGUUUCUGUCUGAUGUUAGAGUCAAGUCAAUUGAUCCCAGAAAUGGGUUUUCUUAUAGAAAAGGUUUCGAUUUAGCAUUCCACUCCAAGGUCGCCUCUUUCAGGACCGGUCCCGCGAAUUGCUUGGCGAUUGAGGAUUCAAACGAUUCCGGCUCGGUGAAAGAGGUUGUGAAUUCGAGGAAAAUCGAUUAUGUAGAGGAAGAUGAGAGGACGGAAUGUUUUGCUGAAGAAGACGAUGAAUUUGACGUGUUGGCAUUGAGGAGAUUGGUUAGGAAUGAGAGGCGGAGAGCUGUGGCGGCUCAAUUGGAGCUGGAGAAGGAAAGAAUGGCUGCAGCAUCUGCUGCUGAUGAAGCAAUGGCUAUGAUUCUAAGGCUUCAGAACGAGAAAAGCUCCUCAGAGAUGGACGCCAAGCAGUACCGCAGAGUGGCGGAACAAAAGCAGGAGUACGAUCGAGAAGUGAUCCAGUCCCUCCAAUGGAUCAUCAUGAAACAUGAAUACGAAAGGAGCUUGCUGGAAGAGAAGCUCAAGUUAUGCAGGCAACAGCUGCAGCGCUGCUUGAGGAGAGAUGAAAUGGAGGAACUUGACGCGGCUCUCAUCUCAUUAGGUUCAACCUCUGAUUGUGGUUUGGAUGAGGAGGAUGAAUUGAAGAUGGGUUUUGCAUCUCCUGCAGCUUGUGUUCAGACAAAAGUUUUUCAAGACGGUUUAUGGACAGAAUGAUGGUGAGAGCGAAGCAGCAGCAUGCAUAACAAACAGUUCAUGGACUGGGGAAUGGAGCAUUCUUGAAUCCAGCUCCUCCACCAUGGUCCCCACUCAGACAAGUAUUCGCAGUAAUAUCUUCUAUACUCAUUAUUUUCUAUCUACUUUUCCUCUUUUGUACAUCCACGAGACUCAUAGUCCAUUCUACUGCCUAGUUAUUUGAACUGCCUGAGAACAGCUGAACCAGUUUGUUUGAUCGAUCCCCUACAGUGGGAAUUCAAUUCAGCAUUUGCACCUUGUCUUUCUUCUCUUCUUGUAAAGUUACAUAUCCCAAUUUCAUAGCUUGAAGUCCUCUUUGACAAUUUUAGGUUGAACUGAGUGAGUGAGUUCUUUCAUUACAUACAAGCAUGUGGAGGCACAAACAAACUUUGCUGGGUUAGAUGGAACAGUCACUCUGAUCUCUCCAGUUAUCCCUUCUGGAAGAAACUUUCUUGAUUUCAUUUUUGUUCACUUGGGCCUUUUUGUCCUUGAGUGCUGAGUUGCACGUGUUUCUUUUCGUUUGAUGUCCAGUGUAAUGUCAACUGCAACAACACAAACCAAUCUCAAUCAAUCAAUCAAUGUGUAUAAUUUCCAUUUUGAUCUGCUAACUAAGAGGAUGAUAUUCAUUUCAAUAUCAUCACUUGUUGACUGUUCUUUGAUCUUUCUGCUUGGAUCUUAGCAAGGAGAUCCGGUUUUUCUUUAUGGAAACUUGUGUCAUUGGAACUCUGGAAUUGAUGGAAUUUCUUUCAAGGUUGUCAACUGUGCUGGAAUAGCUACUAAAUUUUCCCGCAAUCCUUUGCAUGAAGAACCCUAAUUUCGGCCCUUUUAGAAGGGAGAUAUCCAUGUGCAAGAACAUUAUGGACUGAGGCUGAGUGAGGCAGCACUUCACGUGGCGAUCUUUUAGCUUUUCAUUCUUUACUAACUAGGACGAUGGCUCAAUUGGUUUUGGGAGCAUGAUGAAAGUGGGUAUUCAUAAGAAACCGCUAAAAACAAA
Messenger RNA from Linum trigynum, 2887 nucleotides. The record is from the annotation of a GenBank genome assembly. Lineage: Eukaryota; Viridiplantae; Streptophyta; Magnoliopsida; Malpighiales; Linaceae.